UACAACAGCAGCAGGAUGGGCAAUCGUGAUGACGAGUAUGAUUAUUUAUUUAAAGUUGUGCUGAUUGGAGACUCGGGUGUUGGAAAAAGUAACCUGUUAUCGAGAUUUACUAGGAAUGAGUUCAAUCUGGAAUCGAAAUCAACCAUAGGUGUGGAAUUCGCUACUAGAAGUAUAGAGGUUGAUGGUAAAACUAUCAAGGCCCAGAUAUGGGACACUGCUGGACAGGAGCGCUAUCGUGCGAUAACUUCCGCUUACUAUCGUGGAGCAGUCGGUGCACUGCUUGUGUAUGACAUUGCGAAGCAUCUGACGUACGAGAAUGUGGAACGAUGGCUCCGGGAGCUACGCGACCAUGCUGAUCAGAAUAUCGUCAUCAUGCUCGUCGGCAACAAGAGUGAUUUGCGGCAUCUGCGUGCCGUACCCACGGAUGAGGCGAAGGGUUUCGCAGAACGUAACGGGCUCAGCUUCAUUGAAACGUCCGCAUUGGACUCGACCAAUGUUGAAACAGCAUUCCAAAACAUACUCACAGAAAUCUACCGAAUUGUAUCGCAAAAGCAAAUUCGGGAUCCGCCAGAAGGCAGCGUAAUUAGACCGAACUUGGAAAACAUCGACGUGAAGCCGACCAAUCCGACGACUGAUUCCGUGCGAAAACAAUGCUGCCAGUGACCGCCGCAAGCAGAAGAAGAAGACGAAGAAGAGACGACGUCCGUUCAUGAUGCUGUUGUGUAUUCAGUAAUAACAUCAUCCAGCACUACUAUUACUACUACAACUACCGAUAGUACUGCAAGCACUACUACUACUACUGCUACCGUCGCCCACACGGCUACUGCAUCUAAUAUUACAGAACAAGCUAAAAUUAAAUACAAUAUUGCUCCAAAUGAAA
Anopheles maculipalpis is the source of this 880-nucleotide messenger RNA. RefSeq names its product ras-related protein Rab-11A (gene Rab11). The coding region runs from base 16 to 663 and encodes 215 amino acids. Gene Ontology annotation, biological process: exocytosis. The transcript is spliced from 4 exons. The record is from RefSeq and is a predicted model, not a curated record. Gene Ontology annotation, molecular function: GTP binding; GTPase activity. NCBI's taxonomy places the organism in Eukaryota, Metazoa, Arthropoda, Insecta, Diptera, Culicidae. Gene Ontology annotation, cellular component: recycling endosome.